Tetrahymena thermophila SB210 is the source of this 951-nucleotide messenger RNA. RefSeq lists its product as hypothetical. Lineage: Eukaryota; Ciliophora; Oligohymenophorea; Hymenostomatida; Tetrahymenidae. The record is from RefSeq and is a predicted model, not a curated record. The transcript is spliced from 2 exons.
AUGUUUAUUUCUAACUAUCUUAGGCUCAAAUAAAGAAAGCAAACUCAUAUAGAUUGGGUAAAAAUAUGCUAACAAAGGUAUGAUUAAUUAUUUUGGAUCUAAUAAGAAAGCAAGGGUGAUAGAUCCAGUCACUUCAACCACAAAAAAUACUAAUCUUUUUUAAUUUUAUCUGUAUUCCAUGUAGAAAAAAAACCUAGUAUGCUAUUUAAUUUAAAGUAAAGGUAUUUCUCCUAAGUUAAAUAAGCAUAGAAUGUAAGCUAAAGACUUACUCUCAAGCUCAAUUUUCUUCUAGAUGUAUAAAAAGUUCAAAAAAUUUUAAAUCAUGAUAAAUUGAAAUUAUAAAUAUUUAUGAAUAUCCAUUACUUACCUUUGUUGUAAGGUGAAAACAACAGAUCCCAUUCGAACUCCGAAGUUAAGCACCUUAAGACUGGGUUAGUACUUAGGUAGGGGACCGCUUGGGAAGUCCCAAUGCUGAUAACCAUUUUUUUUAAAAUUGAAAAUAGCUCAUAGAUCUCAUUCAAAAUCAGUAUUUAAAUACCUAAAAGUUUAAUAGUAUAUUUAAACCAAUUCAUUAUUUUAAUUUUUUGUAAUAUUUAAUAUUAUUAAAAAUUUUUUAUAAUUACUACUUAAUUUGGUUUUACAAAAAUUAAAUAUAUAGCAAAAUGCCAUUCAAAAAUUUCGUCGUUUGGAAACGACUAUAUAAGUGAAUGGCAUUUAAUUACAUACAUUCAUUUUUAAUUAAUUAAUUGUUUAGCUUAGCUAAGUAGAAAUAAAAAAAUUCAAAAAAGUAAUUAAAUCUAAUUGAAUAAAAAUAUAUAAGACAGAAAAAAAGAGACAACUGCCCCACGGGGCAUACAUUAAAUUUUUUAGAUUGAGUCUGGGACGUCAAGACCACAUUUUUCUUAUUAUAUCUUAAUAAACGUAUUAUGCUCGAUUAUAUGUAUUAAAUGA